Cloeon dipterum is the source of this 2711-nucleotide messenger RNA. Its product is annotated as dendritic arbor reduction protein 1-like. NCBI's taxonomy places the organism in Eukaryota, Metazoa, Arthropoda, Insecta, Ephemeroptera, Baetidae. Gene Ontology annotation, molecular function: RNA polymerase II cis-regulatory region sequence-specific DNA binding; DNA-binding transcription factor activity, RNA polymerase II-specific. Gene Ontology annotation, biological process: regulation of transcription by RNA polymerase II. The transcript has 4 exons. The record is from RefSeq and is a predicted model, not a curated record. Bases 209 to 1585 code for a protein of 458 amino acids.
GCGAAUCAGCGGCGGCGGGUAGAGGGGGCCGCGCCGUGAGCCUCCGAAAGGGGUCUUUCUGGCCGCUGUCAGACGAAGAAGUGGACCCGUCGUGCAACAACAGGUGUCUAUCCGCAACUGCGUCGUCGGUGCGGCAAAACACACUCACACACUUUGAGAGCAGAAAAAGCCGAAAAGGAAAAUUGUCUUAGCGCCCGGCGUCGGGCAAAUGGAUGCGGGAUCCUGCUGCGUGUUGGUGCGCCCCAAGCCGCCACCCUCGACCCCGUCGUGCGUCCUCGGCGACCAGAUCGUGCCCAACCACUCCAACCCCUUUUGGUACCAGAACCACGGUUCGCCGCCCAACGCAGUCGCCAACCUGGAUUCGUACGUGCAUUUGCAGGGCUCGGACAUGGACUCGAUGAUGUACCGCCAGCAGAGCGGCACCGCGAGCGGCGUCCACCAGCUGAACAACAACACGUCGGCGGAGCACUUUGAGCCGCCGAGGAAGAGGCCCAAGCCAGACCCAGACGCCUUCCUGCUGAGCCCUGAUGACGAGCUGCUGAAGCCUCGGCGGGAGAGCGCGUCGCAGAUCGACGAGUUCUUCGUUGAGUCCACCACCGGCAGGUUCAACAGCAUGCGGGUGGCAACAGGCAGCGCCGUUGUCGAUGACGACGUCUUCCUCAAGCCGCUCUGGGAGGAGAUCAACAACAUGCCCAAGUGGGAAGAGCCGGCCGAGCUGAUGCCGACGCCACACCAGACGCCGAUGGGCCUCGACGGCGCCACCAACAUCAAGCUGGAGGUCACCACCAGCGACCUGAUGCCGAUGCAGGUCAAGCAGGAGAAGCAACUGCUGCCGCCGCCCAUGCCGGCCGGCAACUACAACAGCUACUGCGCAAACAACACCUUCCAGACGUCCAACCCCAACCAGAGGGCCAAUCUGGGCUACAAGAUGGCCGCCAGCCGCUCGCUCAACUACCACGUUCCACCGACGCCACCAGCGAGCGAGCCCGGCUCCUCGCCCGGCGGUGGCAACAACACCGCCGCCCCCGGCAACAACAACCUGCAGGUGAUGAUGAGCGCCGCCGCCAGCCGGAGGACGCCGCCCCCGCCCUACCACCCUACCACUAGUCUGAUGCUGACCGAACCAGGACAACAGUCGCCGCUGUCGCCGCAGCAGCAGCUGGCCGUGGUGCCGCAACUGGGCCAGAUGGACGCGACGCCGCCCGGCGCUGUACCCCACCACCAGCACACCACCGUUGUCCACAACUCGCAACUACCCUUAAAGUACAACAGGAGGAAUAACCCUGAGCUGGAGAAGAGGCGGAUUCACCAUUGUGAUUACCCUGGCUGCACCAAGGUGUACACCAAAAGUUCUCACCUGAAAGCACACCAACGAAUCCACACAGGCGAGAAGCCCUACAGGUGCCACUGGGCUGAGUGCGAGUGGCGGUUCGCGCGCUCAGACGAGCUCACGCGGCACUACCGCAAACACACGGGCGACAAACCCUUCAAGUGCGGGGUGUGCGACCGCUCAUUCGCCAGGUCGGACCACCUGGCGCUGCACAUGAAGCGGCAUCAGCCCAAGACGCCCAAGAACCAGCAGUGACAGACAACUUGUUUGCUCAGCAGCCGAAAGAAAACAGUGUCCGGAAGAUGCAUUUAUCCGACCAACCGUCGUUUUUCAACCCUUUUCCAGAGAACAAGUGCCAUUUUUGGAAUACCGCCAGCUGCUCCCGUCGAUUUCCGAUUCUCUCUAACCCUUUUUUAUUUUGGCGGUGACGAAUCUCAAAAGUCUCGAUGUUCAGACAAGAGUUUCAGGAAUCGGACGUGGAAAGCAGUCUUUUUACCAACAUAUCACAAAUAUUAUUUUGUGAAUUUCGUCUCCAGAUGUUACGCAAGCAACAUUUCAUGGACGGUCGAGAUUUUCAUGGAUUUAAUAAUUCAACAAAAUAUAAUUUACGUUGUUACCAAAUGACCGUUAAGGUAAGAACUAUAUACAAUGCUCUUAGAAAAGGAAAAACAAGUGCCAACAGGUUGUGCCUUAAAAUCGCAGCAGGUGCCAAUAAAUAAGCAAUACGCCGUUGCCAUUUUUAUACCAAUAUUUGUGUAUACUUUUUUAUAUCGAUCCAACUGCGCAUUUUCGGAAGUAGGUCUAAAAGACACGUGUUUUGUGUUUACAUAAUUUAACAAAGUAAAUUUGUACAAUUUUUUGGUCUCACUCGCAACAAAGAGAACAAUAAUUAGAGUAGAAAUCGAGUUAAAAGGUGAUAAAUUAUUAUUGUUUUGGUGAAAUUUGAAUGUUCAAUAUGUUACUUGGAAUUACCACGAGCGAGAAUAAUUUAUUGAAUAUGCGAUACUUAAUAUCUCUAUGUAAUCCUGUUGCCAAAAUGAUGUCUAUUUUAUUUUUGUAAUAAUUAAUGCUGCACAUGUUGAGUUUGUAUAUCUGCAUUUCCUUACUUUUACCGUACUUAAUAUCACGUAAUUUAAUAUACAAGCUCUUCGACUUUGUGCAAUGUUGCUUAACACGCCCUCUUUCACUUUUGCCAUAUGUGUUUUAAUCAAACAUUUUCGUAUGUACGCGCAUUGGAACAUAAAGCCAUUCGUGUGUGUGCUCUCUCUCUCUCUCUCUUUCUCCUUUAAGUGUUGAUUUAUUUUUUAAAGUGAACAAUUUUAUACGAGAAGCUUCAAAUAUAUUUGUAUCAAAUAAAAUAUUGAUCACUAAAAUUUUGAAA